AUGAGCGAUAGCGACAGCGACAGCAGCUCGGACAUGUGCGGGCUCUGUGGAGGGACACCAUGCGACUGGGAAGCGAUGCGGGGAGUGCUAAUUGAGCGCGGCGAUAAGAUGAGCAAUGACGUUGACGGAGAGGACAGGAAAAAGGUUCGGCGAGCCAUGUGCCAGCUCUACGUGUACCUAAAGUUUGGCAGUCUGGUCAAAGCGUGCGUCGUGCGUGCUCCAGAGUGUGUCAUCAAGGCGAUUAGAGCGUGCUAG
Messenger RNA from Phytophthora nicotianae INRA-310, 255 nucleotides. RefSeq lists its product as hypothetical. Bases 1 to 255 code for a protein of 84 amino acids. Lineage: Eukaryota; Oomycota; Peronosporomycetes; Peronosporales; Peronosporaceae. The record is from RefSeq and is a predicted model, not a curated record. The transcript has a single exon.